Molecule: messenger RNA, 2763 nt
Organism: Mauremys mutica (yellowpond turtle)
Lineage: Eukaryota; Metazoa; Chordata; Testudines; Geoemydidae
Gene: ERICH2
Product: glutamate rich 2
Exons: 13
Coding region: 259-1161 (300 amino acids)
Source: RefSeq, a predicted model, not a curated record
ACAAUCCGGGCCUGUCUGCCUGGGGGGCCGGCUGCCAUCGGGCCCCGCCCCCAGGGGGCGCGCGCUGGCCGUUCGGAGGCUGCGGGCGGAGCAACACCGCCCCGGGCCCCUUCGUUCUGCCGGAGCGUUGCAGGCCGGGCCCUGUUCUUGGCCGUGCUUUGCCUUGGCGCCGCUGUUGCCAUGGUCACGCUGCGGCAGCCCGGCCUGGCUCCCGCGCCCUGGUUCUAGCAGGAGGGAGCCGGUCACCCCGCCAGCGACAUGAACAGGUGUGAGCUGGGCUGGGGCCCCGGGACUCCCAGGACGACAACCCCCAAGGUCUCUGGAAUGCUGGAAGUGGUUGGACCAGAUGAUGGAUUUAUUCUAGAAGCCUGCUUGACAAUGUCAAGGCAGAACUGUUUAGAAAGAACAGAUGCCAUAAAGGACCAAAAGAAUGGACAAAAUGGCAGAUUACAUGUGUUUGGUCCAAAAGAAGAAGUGGUUAUUGAACCAAUUCAAACAAUGCCACGGCAGCAUGGAUGUGGACCAGAAUCUACAAACAAAGUUUAUAUUCCAACAAAACAAAUCUCAUUAUGUGCAGCUAAAUCAACUUUUGAAAAAUGGGAUGCUUCUGCAAAAACUAUAAAAAAGAAAAAUUCAUCUAGGAUUCAGGAGACUAAUUUAAGAUCACCCCACUACAUACAAGAAACUACAGAUGAUAAAGAAAAAAAUUCCGGAAAUGUAGGAAAGCCAGCGAAUAAUGAACUCAGCACUGAAUUUCAGACAAAUAGUAUUGAGGACCAUAAUAUUAAUGAGCAGCUGUCAGAAACUACAGAUGACGAUGAAAGCAGCAGUGAAAAUAGUGAAAAUGAAGAUAGAAAAACAAAUGCACCAAUAGAGUUGCUGGGAGAGUUCCUGAAAGCAAUUAUGGAUCAAGACUACAGUCUCUCAAAAAAACUUUGUCAAAUGAUUCUAAUCUAUGAACCAGAAAAUACUGAGGCUAAGCAGUUUCUUCCACUUCUUGAAGAAAAGUUGCUGAUAGAAAGUACACAGAAUUUUGGUGAUGAAGAGGGUGAAGAAACGGAUGAAGGAAGCAGUGAGGACAGUGAAGAGGAUACUAGCAGUUCAGAUAGCAGUGAUGAUGAAGAAGAAGAAAGUUCUGAUGAUUCUGAUGAAAACGUAUAGCAGUUUGGUAAUUCUUCUAUACUCCCUAUAGGUUGAUUAUUUUGAUUCUUCUGUACAGUCACUUUUUAAACACCAUAUUAAAAUGUACUGUUUAAUCAUUAUAACUUUUCUCCCUCUUAAACUGCUGCAUUCUUUUGCAUUUAGAUUGCCUCCCCACUCACACACAGCCCAGCGUACCAGUGGUUCUCAACCAAGGGUACAUGUACAUCCGGGAGUACACAGAGGUCUUCUAGGGGGUACAUCAACUCAUCUAGAUACUUGCCUAGUUUUACAACAGGCUACAUAAAAAGCACUAGCGAAGUCAGUGCAAAGUAAAAUUUCAUAAAGAAAAAAUGAGAGCAAGUAAUUUUGCAGUAAUAGUGUGCUCUGACACGUCUGUAUUUUUAUGUGAUUAUGUAAGCAAAUAGUUUUUUAAGUGAGGUGAAACAAGUGGGGGUAAGCAAGACAAAUCCAACUCCUGAAAGGGGUACAGUAGUCUGGAAAGGUUGAGAACCACUGCACCAGCCUAACCUUGUUCCAUAGCACAUUUGAUGGUAUAGACAGAAUUGAUCUCCUUAGACAUAACUCCUAAAAAAUGUUCCUGUUGAUGCAAUCAGGUAGAUGAAAAGCUAGGGUGCCUGUCAUCAGUUGAGCAAAGACAUGAAUUUUUAUUGAGGAAUUUGGUGCUUUUAAAAUUCAUUGACACCAGUUCAGCAGUGGAAUAAAAUCUUCCUAAAUAAUUGUGCGGAGCAAAUGAUUUCACACAAUGCUGGUAAGACUCUGAAUGGAGUAAAAAGCCUCUUUAAAAUUUAAAAAUAAAUAUACAGCUUCUUGGAAGAAAUCAAACAAACAGGUUUUCAAACAAAUAUUUUGUGUUACAAAAUGUUGUCAUUAAACCAUAUCUUUGGAAAUACCUGCUAAAAUUCUGUUCAUGCAACCUGUCUCUUCCCACCUCACUCCCCUUCCACUCCCCCACAAUUUAACUUAGAUAAUUACAGUAACCCUGACAUAAGGGGAUGCAACUUCAGUGGAAGUUUCUUGGCCAGAUUUGGAGACAAAACUUACAUUACUGUUUAAGAUUUGUCAGGUAUAAAGUUAGCCAGAAUAUGUAUGUAAGUAAUAAAGUAGAGUAACUUGCACCAAUUUGGCAUUCAGCGGGUGUGCAAAGUGAGGAUAACAAACACAUUCAGGUGGCAUGGAAUGCAGCAGGAAAAGCAGACAGCAUGAUGUGAAAAAAUGCAUUCAAGACUUGGACUGAACACUAUUAUGUUUUCUGUAGUCUAAUCAUGAAAAACAUUCAUAUUUUUAAUACAGUAUUCUGGUGUGCAGAAGACGUGUCACAUGUAACCAUCUUUUGUUUCAUGCACCAGAACACUUAAGUAUAGUGUUGCUUUUUCGCUCCUAACAUUUCAGGACCCCUUGUUAAUGUCAGUAGCUAUAUGACACCAUGGUUCUUGUUGUAGUGCCUAAUUGUUACUUGCUUUCUCUUCAAUGUAACAAAUGUGUUAAUGAAGUUAUUAAAUAUAACAGAAUAAAUAUUUUGCUUGUUUAUUUUGGUACAUCUGUUCAAAUCAUUAUGGGAGCAUCACCUCUUACAAGUAAAGUCUGAUAAGUGAGAGAAAU